AUGGAUUCCAGACCUAAUCAUUCCCAAAAACCACAUGCUGUAUUCGUACCAUUUCCAGCACAGGGUCAUGUGAAUCCUUCUAUGCAGUUAGCCAAACUCUUCCGUUGCAAUGGUUUCCACAUAACCUUUGUCAACACUGAGUUCAACCACAAACGUUUGAUUAAAUCUCUUGGACAAGACUUUGUGAAAGGUCUCCCGGAUUUUCGAUUCGAGACCAUACCCGAUGGUUUACCGGAAUCAGAUAAGGAUGCAACACAGGAUAUUCCAACUCUGUGUGACUCAACUAGGAAAAACUGUUAUGGUCCAUUCAAAGAGCUUGUGAUGAAGCUCAACACUUCAUCGCCAUAUCCAGUUACUUGCAUAGUUGCUGAUGGAACUUUUGGGUUUGCUGGAAGAGUGGCUAGAGAUUUAGGGAUUCCAGAGUUACAGUUAUGGACAGCUUCUGCUUGUGGCUUUGUGGGAUAUUUGCAAUUUGAGGAACUUGUCAAAAGAGGAAUUCUUCCAUUCAAAGAUGAAAAUUUUAUGGUCAACGGUACAUUGGAUAAAAGUUUAGAUUGGAUUACGGGAAUGAAAGAUAUCAGAUUAAAAGAUCUUCCAAGUUUUAUAAGAGUCACUGAUUUAAAUGAUACUAUGUUCGAUUUCUUGGGUUCUGAGGCACAAAAUUGUUUGAGGUCAUCCAGAAUCAUCAUUAACACAUUUGAAGAUUUGGAAGGUGAAGCUCUCGACAAUCUUAGAGCUAAAAAUCCAAACAUAUAUAGCAUUGGCCCAAUUAACAUUCUUGGUAGGCAUUUUCCUGAGCAUGAAAAUGGUUUUAAAGCAAGUGGUUCAAGUUUUUGGAAAAAUGAUCCAGAAUGCAUAAAAUGGUUGAAUAAAUGGGAACCUUGCUCAGUACUAUAUAUUAAUUACGGAAGUAUAACUGUUAUGACAGAUCAUCACUUAAAAGAGUUUGCUUGGGGAAUAGCAAAUUGCAAUUUACCAUUUUUAUGGAUAAUGAGACCCGAUGUAGUAAAAGGUGAAAAUACCACCUUGCCAAAAGAAUUCUUAGAUGAAGUUAAGGAUAGAGGAUACAUAACUAGUUGGUGCUUUCAAGAUCAAGUUCUUGCUCAUCCAUCAGUUGGGGGAUUUUUAACUCAUUGUGGUUGGAAUUCGACACUUGAAGCUAUUACUUAUGGCGUGCCUACUAUUUGUUGGCCUUUCUUUGCCGAACAACAAACAAAUUGUAGGUAUUUAUGCAACAUUUGGAAAAUAGGGAUGGAAAUUAAUUAUGAUGUGAAAAGGGAAGAGAUAACAAAACUUAUCAUAGAUCUUAUGGAAGGGCAAAAUGGAAAAGAAAUGAGACAAAAGAGCUUAGAGUGGAAGAAGAAAACUACAAUUGCUACUGAUUUUGGAGGAUCAUCAUAUAAUAACUUUCAUAAGUUAAUCAAUGAGAUUCUUCAACACAAUGCUUUUUGA
Lathyrus sativus (Indian pea) is the source of this 1452-nucleotide messenger RNA. The record is from the annotation of a GenBank genome assembly. Lineage: Eukaryota; Viridiplantae; Streptophyta; Magnoliopsida; Fabales; Fabaceae.